AUUAUUUAAUUGACGAUUUUUAGAGAAUAUAUUAUAUAAAUAUGAAAAAUUCAUUUUAUGAAGUGUUUUAGUUGCUCCCCAUGUGAGAGAACAAGAAAAGUAUUAGGGUGUGCGAAAUGAUGACUUCACAUCAGAUGAUCUUCCAAUAGUAGGUUGUGGUUGUUCAAAACGUUUAUCAAUGUGAAAGAUGAACUUGCUUCAUUUUAUAUAUAAAUUAUACUUGUCGAAUAUCCUUUAUGUUAUAAGAAAUUCACCUGUGAAGGAUAUUAUGGUUCCAUGCAGUUGAAGUUAAUGUUUUUUCUAGAUUUUUUUAUGUUGCUUGCAUAUAUACUUUCUUACUUAUCGCAAAACACUUAAACAAUGCAAUUGGCCUGUAAAAAUAAUCUCAAUUGAGAAUUAAUUCCUACCGGCCCGCUUAUCAGUUAUUGUGACUAGAGAAUAGGUACCACUUUUCGAUUACAUGUGCUUUGCUGCGAGUAUUUGCAUUGCUCUCCACUCACACGCUCGAACGCUCUGCGUUUUAAAUUCGCUUAAGCGCACUUGCCUUAGUAUUAUCGGCAUUUGAGCCCAUCGUCACGCAGCAGAUUUUUUGCGACCACCUCACCGGUUUGUCUCACCGUUCGUUGUCCAUUCAUAGUCGAUGCCAGUAGCGCUCAGCUGCCGCUGCCGCUGCCGCUUUGUAUGUACAUCUGCCGUGUACUCGCGGCCUGCACAAUACAACACACACAGCGGCACGAUAAGCGCACACAAAUGUAGCUUGCUACCUCAUUAGCGUGUUUGUUGCCAUAAUGCUGCAAGAGGUGGGUCAGGGAGGAUCACCAAGCGAGCAACUGUGUGUGUGUGCGUGCAUAUAUGCCGCGUGCACUCUACUCGCUGUGCUCCACACCACCAUUCUUCGUAUGCCCGUGCUUUAUUGCCAUUUCUGUUUGUAUCUAAGUAUGUGUAUGUGCGUGUGUGCAUCUGCCACUGUCCGCGUGUUCCAGCUGCGAGUACGAGUGCGAGUACGACUAAUUUGUCUUUUUUAGUGUGUAUUUCUUUUAUUGUUUUUAUUAUUUUAUUCUUAUAUUAUAUUUUUGGUUGUGUGUUUUCACGCGCUGAGUACCCGUACGUCUAUAUACAUACAUUCGACUACUGCCUGUGGGCUUAGCUUAGCGUUUGGCGGUUGUUGUUGGCCUGCUAGCGGCUGGUUGGUUGUCUGACUGCUGGCGCUGCUGCUAAGGUUGCUUUUGCGUUUGAGCGCUUACUUGUCGAAGAGCUUUCGUGCUGAGCGGUUGCAGCAGCGUGAAUUGCUUGCUUUUGGUUUACUUUGUUUACCGAUUCGAUCGUUCGAUUAUUGUGUGUGUGGUGUGCGAUCCAGUAAGUUUGCCAUUCGCUAUUGUCGGUCGGUCGUUGUUGGCGGUGUCACGCGUUUUUCAGCGUUUCGCAGUUUACAAUUGAAUAAAUUGUACAAAUUUGUAUUAUUUAUUGCUGAAAAGAAAAAAAGUAACAACAAACAGUACUAAAAUUGUGAGUAAAAUAAUAACGUAUACAACAUACAUACAUACAUACAUACCGUACAUGAGCAUAGAUAUACAUAUGCCUGUGGGCCUGACUGUGUGCGGAUUAAUAAAACCUCAAUUAAGGCAAUAAUAUUUGUUUAAAACUACACCCAAAAAAAAAAAAACAAAUUCUGUGAGACAAUGAAAAGUGUUUGAGAAAACGAUAAAAAAAAACAACAACCACAGCGUAAUAGUUUUCAAUUAAACAAGUGAAGAAGGUACCUAACCAUAGUGACAAACAUACACAAAGUAAAGAAAAAUAUAAAUAUUUUCUAAGCGGAUUAGCUGAGGAAAAAGUGAAAUAAACGCGCUUCACUACAAACCUUACCAAAUACUGGGAGAAGGAAUUUGAUUAGCUGACAUCUGUGCUUAAAAAGGAAAUACGUCUCGGCCUUUUCACCAUUUAAAAGCUACUUUCACUAAAGUUCGCUACAUAAUCAGCUGAUUUGCGCAUCAUCUCUUCUUCGCUUGCAGAUAUCUACACCUCGCAGUUAUAUUUGAACGCUUUGGAACCAGUUGCUGCCGCAUCUAGUCACUAGAAACACACCACAAUGCAGCCGUUACGUACACACUCACGAGCUUUAAAGCUACCUAUAGUCUACGCCGCUUUGCUUCUACUCUGCUGUCUAUUUGUUGAGAGCUCCCCCGCGCCAAGCAAAGAAGUAAUUAGUACGGUAAAUGCUACAACUUCGGACAACAACAAUUACAACUGCCCAGCUGAUUGUCAAUGCGUUCUGGCGCAAAACACGCACACACCAGUGCUGCAUGCUAAAUGUACCAGUUUGGAGGGUUUGCGUUUGUACGAAGCCAAAGAAUCCUCACUGCCCAUACACUCGCUGGACUUGUCUUACCUGAAUUUGAAACGGUUGUCGCAUCCGCUGGAGAAGCUACCCAGCGUCACAUCGAUAGAUCUCUCGCACAAUGACCUCCACGAAUUCGGACAUUUGGGACGACGCAUUAAGAAGCUGAACCUCAAACACAAUCGCAUAACAUCGAGCAAAUUGGUCAAACUGCCGGCGCAUGUACAAGUGCUGAAUCUACAGCAUAACGACAUCACAUAUUUGCCGUUGGAUUUGACACGUCUGUCCAAUUUGAUGACACUCGAGUUGAGUCACAAUCAAAUUAAUUGCUCCUGCGAAACAUUGGAGGUGCGCAACUGGCUGCAGGAGCGUCACGUGUUCAUGGAACAUGCCGUCACUUGUACAUAUCCCGUUGAAGUUAAAGGUAAGUCGUGGUUGCAGGUCAAACAGUCCGACAUUUGUGAGCACGAGAAGAACGGACGCCUCAACGAUGAGGAGGAUAAUGAACUGAUGAUGGGCGAUCAGCCAGUUGAAGGUUCCGGUGACCAGGACGAUGAGGAUGAGUUGGGUAAGGCAUUUAUUCCAAUCGAGAAAGCAAGCACUGCGAAAACAAGUGUGACACAACUCGAUACUGUUGAGGGUUCAGGUGAUUUGAGUGAUGUGCCUGCGAACUUAGCCAUAACAACCGUUUUGCCAGCAGUGGAGAGUUCGCAAGAACAUGUUACAACCGAUGCGCCACCACUACCCAUCGAACAGGAAGAAGAUGGAGAUGAUGGUUCAGGCAGCGGUGCUGGCAUACUCAUCAUCCCCAGUAUUACACGCGAUCGCAUGAUCACAGAUGAUUUUGAAACACCCGAUGCGGAUGACACCGACGACGCAUUCGACAAUAAACCGGUGGAGGAACCUAAACCAGCAGAGCAAGAGGAGCAUGAACACAAGGAGGCAGCUGAUAUUUUCGGCACCGGUAUGGGCAUAUUCGAUACAGAUGAAAAUGGUGUGAAAAACACAAAAGCUCAAGAGCCGGUUACAGAGGAACCCAUUGUACCGGUUGUACACCAGAACGUUGAGGCAGAAGCUGUGCCCGACGUAAGUACCGAAGGCGCAACAAAUGGUGAACCUAGCGCCAUACUAACCGCUAAUGUGAGUGGCGAACAGAAGGACGACAGCAAUGCUACAUAUUUCCUAUUGGGCGUGCUUGGCUUCAUUGUAUUCGGCUUGAUACUAUAUGUGGGUAUCAAGCGGUGCAAAAACAAUAGUAAUGCCGCACACGAUGCUGAAAAUCCACGCCAAACCGAAUUACUCGACAUGGAUAAAAAGAAUUUGGGCAAACCCUUGCGUAAUGGCAACGAGCAUUCGCCACUCAUUGGCGAUCAAACCAAAUCUGAUCUCGCGAAACCGAUCAAUGGCACCGGACAAAAGAAACCCUACGACGCGAACGAUGUAAAAGAUGGUCCCGCCCAACAACAGCCACUGCUGAACGGCAGCAAUGGCACAUCGCCAAACGAUCAAGUGAGCAAAGAGCAGGCGGCACCUGUGACCGAGGCGUCCGCACCACAUGAAUAUCAUCCGAUAACACCGCGUUACCCCACACCGAAGUCGCCACGUGCCUCCAAAUAUGCACAAUACCCACAAGAGGGUGCCGAGCACAACAACAACAACAACAAUGAUGACAGUUAUCUGCCUUCGUCGCCGAAAUUGGGCCGUUACUCGCCAGUGUAUUCACCAGAAACGGGACGCGUCAAAAUCAAGCUGACCGAAACACCCCGCCCCAAAACACCAAUGUUGGUUACGCGUAGCAAAUCGAACGCUGGCGAUAUCAUAACAACGCCUGUAACGGCAACGAACGGCAUUGAUAACACUCUGACUGUGCCCGGCGUGCAUGCGCCCACGGCGACGCUGGUAAAUGGCCACUAAACGGUGUGGUGUGGCGCGAUGUGUUACGUUGAAAAGUGUGCGACGAGCCGAACACGUGUGCUGCCGUUCGCGUCCAAAACGGUGCUAAACGAACUAUAAGCUACGAAAUUAGAAUAAAAAAUAAAAUAAAAACAACAACAAAAAACUAACAUCUUGCAGCGCAAAUUGUAUAGGGAAGGACUUUUCUAAAGUGUAUACAAUUCAGGUAGAAAGAAAGGUUUAAGUAGGCAUGCAAGCGUCUAGUUUGUAAGGAGGUGUAAAGGGGGCUUACUGACAUUGUGGCCGUCUAAAGUUCGUGGUUAAGUAGCUGCUAUAAGUAAAAUUUUCUGCAGUUUCGGCUCGUGCGCGGCAUUUGUGCUUUGUUGGCGUUCUUGUGCGAGCUUAGUAUAUGUAGUACAUACAUAUGUUAGAUUAUAAUUAUCAACUUGUGACACUAACAAAUUUUGCACUUUAAAAUCGUAUACUUUUAAAUCACUUUUAUUUAAUUUUUUUAAUAAAUUUUUUUUUUUGUAAACAAACUUUUAUUUGCCACUGUAAUAAAUGUAUAACUACUGUGGGGAAAGAGAGAACAAGUGUGCCAAGGAAUUGUGCCUUAAAAAAGUUGUUUGCAAAUUAAGUAGUAACUGUAUAUAUACCAGUCAAACAACAACAACAACAACACAAUAUUAUUGAAUAAGGAGAAGACAUUGCUUUUAAGUAUUAAAUAUUUUACUAAAAUUGCUCAGCAAAAUAAGCUUCUAAAGAAUAUGUUGACAUGUUCUUAUAUAUACAAGUAUAUAGUUAAAUACAUAUUUCUGAUCAUAUCUAAAGAUAUUACAACUA
Molecule: messenger RNA, 5074 nt
Organism: Bactrocera oleae (olive fruit fly)
Lineage: Eukaryota; Metazoa; Arthropoda; Insecta; Diptera; Tephritidae
Gene: wdp
Product: Leucine rich repeat protein windpipe
Cellular component (GO): extracellular matrix
Source: RefSeq, a predicted model, not a curated record